AAAGAGAGAGUGAUAGAAUCUGAAGGAGGAAGAAGAGGGGCCGCAACGUUUGAAGGAGAGAGGAGGGAGAUCUACUCAAAGCUGUUUCAACUGAACGAAAGUCUUUCAAAAUAAUGGAGCCAAGUCUUCUCCUCAGUCUCUGCUUUAUCAUUCUCUCCUUCCAGUUCUCCCAUUCCUUUCACGAUUUGCCCACCGGAAUCCACCCAAGAGAUAAGAACUAUUACGCUUCCAAGGUGAUCAAAUGCAAGGACGGGUCCAGCUCCUUCGCCAUCAGCCGCCUGAACGACAAUUUCUGCGACUGCCCCGACGGCACCGAUGAGCCUGGAACUGGAGCUUGCCCCAUGGGAAGAUUUUAUUGCAGGAACAUUGGCAGCAAGCCGAGAUUUUUGUUUUCUUCCAGAGUGAAUGAUCACAUUUGCGAUUGCUGUGAUGGAAGUGAUGAGAAUGAUGAGACGUUUUCUUGUCCAAAUACUUGCGUUAAGGGUGGGGAUUCCUCUAACCAGACCACGAGCCAAGGCUCGAGAAUUGAUCAACUACAUAAAUUUGGCAGAAAAGCAACUAAACAUGAAAUUGACAAGGAGGACUCAGAACAGAAUUAUACAGCGCUGCAGGUACUGAUGGUCUUGCAGGCAAUACUUCUGCUUAGUGUUGUGGGGAUCACGCUGUUCUGUCGACGCACCAGAUCAAGAAAAAGGCCUUUGUUGUUGUAUAGAAAGCACUGACUUAAAGCUUAACUUCAUUCACAUCGAGUUAUCUGGAAUGAGAACUGAUGAAAGAAAUCUUGCAGCUUUUGGCCUAUGUAUUGCUACAAGGAUGCUAACUAUUUGCUGCUAUUAAGGAAUCAUUUAGAUUCAAGAAUGGUAUGACUGUGAUCUUGUUGUGAAUUAUCAUCAAUUUUGAAGAUUCUCAGAUGUAUAAUCAGCCUGUUUUUUUUUUUUUUUUGUUUUGUUUUGUUUUUUUUUAAUAUGUUUUCCUUAUCUGGCAUUAAUCACUAUGAUUGCCUUGUUUAAAUCCAUUUUUGAUUUACGGGAAGGACUAACAAACUCAUAGUUGAACA
Ipomoea triloba (trilobed morning glory) is the source of this 1057-nucleotide messenger RNA. Its product is annotated as glucosidase 2 subunit beta-like. Bases 114 to 722 code for a protein of 202 amino acids. NCBI's taxonomy places the organism in Eukaryota, Viridiplantae, Streptophyta, Magnoliopsida, Solanales, Convolvulaceae. The transcript has 7 exons. The record is from RefSeq and is a predicted model, not a curated record. Gene Ontology annotation, biological process: N-glycan processing. Gene Ontology annotation, cellular component: glucosidase II complex.